UGUGUGAUUCUACUUUUAUCUCUGAAGAUAUUUGUUGUGGUUCUAGUGGUCCUGCGAGAAAUGGCACAUAUGCUGUUUCUAAAGCAGGAGCUUAUUCCGGUUUUAAUACGACUUCUCCAGAAAGCUGUUGUCAAUCAUGUUACGCAGAUUGUAAUUGUAUUAGCUAUUAUUUUAAGUCAUAUGAAGAUGGUUCAGGCCUUGGUGCUUGCAAUCUUUAUGGAAAGUCAGGCCUUUCGUGUAGCAAUCAAGCCUACAGUUCGCCAAGUUCAUCUUAUGAGCUUGGAACU
Messenger RNA from Cetraspora pellucida, 287 nucleotides. The record is from the annotation of a GenBank genome assembly. NCBI's taxonomy places the organism in Eukaryota, Fungi, Glomeromycota, Glomeromycetes, Diversisporales, Gigasporaceae.